Molecule: messenger RNA, 459 nt
Organism: Eimeria maxima
Lineage: Eukaryota; Apicomplexa; Conoidasida; Eucoccidiorida; Eimeriidae
Product: 46 kDa FK506-binding nuclear protein, putative
Exons: 2
Source: RefSeq, a predicted model, not a curated record
GAGGAAGAAGAUGAUGAUGAGGAGAGCGAAGAUGGAGAAGAAGAAGAGUCAGGAGAAGAAGGAGAAGAUGAUGAGGACGAAGAAGAAGAUGAUGAUGAGGAAGAAGAAGAUGAUGAUGAGGAAGAAGAAGAGGAAGAAGAAGAAGAAACAACACCUCCUCCUCAAGAUAAGAAACGCAAAGGACAGCAGCAGCAGCAGCAGCAGAAACAACAGCAACAACAAGGAAACAAGAAGGCAAAGACACAAGAUGGGUCUGCAGCAAGCAGCAGCGGAGGUAGCGGAGAUGAAUCUUCUUAUAGAAAUGCAUUAAUAGACUAUUUAAAGAAAAAUGGACCUACGCCUCUCUCCUCAUUAGGACAAAAGGUUAAAAAACCCGCCAGUCUACCUAAGAUGGCUGUAUUCCUUAAGGCUAAUAGUAAUUUAUUCAAUAUAGAAGGAGGUAAAUGUUCUCUUAAAUAA